Messenger RNA from Theileria parva strain Muguga, 1911 nucleotides. RefSeq names its product 50S ribosome-binding GTPase family protein. Gene Ontology annotation, molecular function: RNA binding; GTPase activity; GTP binding. The transcript is spliced from 4 exons. Gene Ontology annotation, cellular component: nucleolus. The record is from RefSeq and is a predicted model, not a curated record. NCBI's taxonomy places the organism in Eukaryota, Apicomplexa, Aconoidasida, Piroplasmida, Theileriidae. Bases 145 to 1911 code for a protein of 588 amino acids. Gene Ontology annotation, biological process: ribosomal large subunit biogenesis.
UCAGAUUCUCACUCAUAAACGUAAUUUAUGAAUAGAAUAAUUUAUUAUUGUACUACUGUAAGAAAUGUGUUGGAGUUUUCUGGUUACUUAGCCAUUAUUAUUGAGGAAGUCCAAAAUUAAUGACUAUAGGAUGAUAUUUGUUUUAUGAAGAUCCUAUUGAUAAAUUAUUUAUCAUUUAUCACAGUUAUAAGUAGGGUAUCUAUCGCAUAUAACUGUAAAAUAGUAGAUGGAAUUUGUAACCUUAGAAACACACUAAAUAAUCUUAAAACAAAUGUAAAUAAAGGUUUAAUUCCAAGCAGGAAGUAUAAUUUGUCAUUUGUAGGAUUAAAUAACAACUUUAACAAGAAUGUAUUAUUAGAAAAAUAUAUAUGUAAUGGAUUGUUUUCUCUUGAACAGGCACAAGAAUCUACUCAGGUUGGUUCCACCAGUGAAGUACAGAAAGAAGAUUAUGAUAUAUUUCCGGACGUAGCUCCUAUUGAAAAUUUGGGUGAAACGUUGGUAUUUUCAGAUUUUUCUGACCUUUAUAAGGAUCUGACUGUUCCUAUUAAGACUGAUCAAUCUCCUGAUAAAACUGAGCCAAUUUCAGAAAGUUUUGAUAAGACCGUAGAAGAUGAGUUGGAUAGGCAAUUUUUACUUGGAGAAACUGUUUACUCUCUCUCGAAGAGACUUUUCGUAAAGAGACUCUUUAAAAAGCUGCCACAAAUUGUAGAUACUAAACCAUUUCUUGUGAGGUCAAAAGCGUAUGUAAAGGGCAAGGUAGGAUCUAAAUGUGACCUGAGUGUUUUCGAUUCCAACAAGGUAAAGACUGCUGAGAUUGAAGAAGAUCCAUUUAAAGAUGUUAAAAGUAUUCUACCGGGAGUUUUUACUGGCCUUCAUACAUUGAAACACACCAAGAAGAGAAUUAUUCGUGAACUUAAAGUAAAGCUUGAUUUAUAUGUUAAAGCAAUUACAUCUCCACUGAAAAACAUCACAAAUUUUUAUGGGCAAUUGUUGAAGUAUAUUCACCCGUUUCAAUACACCAUGUUGAAAACAUGCUUGUAUGAACUAUAUUCAACUGGGAAAUCCAAGAUACCUUUUGAUAAUCUUAUGGGUGAACUUGAACUGGCAAAAAAACAGAUAAUUUUCAGAGGCAAUGAUAUAAAUAAACAAAUUGGUAAAAUAAAGAGGAGUAGAGACGCGUUUAAUUUCGUAAAGGAAAAUGUACUUGAAUUGGAUUCACUGUAUUCAAGUUUCCAAAAUCUUUAUGACCACUAUAAACAAUAUUUUACUGUUUUAUCACGUUUACCAGUUUUAGAUAUUGAAAAACCUAUCAUUUCAAUCAUUGGACAUGUAAACGUUGGAAAAACAACUUUAUUCAACAAAUUAUCACAAGGCUUAAUAUUAAGUGAUUUAAAGGACCAUGUUGAGAUUAUUUCAGACUCUCUUGGAUUACGUUGGUCUAAUCUCAAAAAUAAUUUCAAAAAACUAAAUAAAGAGGGAAAGGUUGCCAACUAUAAAUUCACUACUAGAGGAAUAAAUUUAUCUAUUUUAACUUAUAAAGUAAAUAAUUUCAUAUUUGAAGGUCAGAUAAUAGAUACACCUGGAUUAUUGUGGCGACAAGGUCAUACGAAUUAUAAUUCUUACGAAAAAUUAACUUAUUCUGCUUUGAAGGAUUUACCUUCAGGAGUUAUAUUUUGUUUUGAUUUAUCAAGUAGUAACUCUUUAAAUGAUCAAAUUAAUCUCUAUACAACAUUAAGGGAACGUUUUCCACAAAGGCCAUGGAUAAAUGUAAUUGUUCAAGAGAAUGAAGAAAAUUAUAAAAUUUUAAAAGAUAUGGAAAUUGAAAUAUACAACACUAAAGAUUUUAUAUCAAAAAUAGAGCCAAUGUUUAAUACAUUACAUAAUAUUCUGAAUAUAUAUUAUACAUGGUAG